AUGGCGUAUAACAACGUGAUGUUAUUUUUCCUUUUUCUAAAAUCCACAACGUUGAUCGCCAGAGGAAACUCCGACUUAGAUUCUCGUUCAUCAUAUAUCAAAACACAGGAAAACAAGAAACUCAUGGGAUUCGUUGUUAAGAGGUUUGAUUCUCCCACUUUGUUAUCGUGUAGUCGACAAUGUCUAACAAAUUUGUGGUGUUCGUCGAUAAACUUCAAGUUUUCCUUAAAGAAGGACGACAAAGGAACUUGUGAGCUGAACAAGCACGAUAUCUCCGUUUUAAACGAAAACGUUUACUUUGAUGACCGCGAUGGAGUCACUUUCUCACUUCUUCUAAGGGGAUGUCAGAUGACCAGUUGCCUUAAUGGUGGUUCCUGUCUUCCCGACGAAAAAAGGCAAACAUUCUCGUGCGCUUGCCAACAACCUUGGAUCGGGGAAAGAUGUCACGUGAUUAGUCUUGGCGCAUGCGGUGAGGGUGAAUGGACGCUGGUUAUGAAAAUGAACGGUUCACAGGGAACUUUUCAUUACGAUUCUAAACUUUGGAGCAACAACGAAACCUUCAAUAUUGACGGAGGAAAGACUGGGUUUGACUCAGAAGAGACCAAGUUACCGACCUAUUGGAACACAUCCUUCACCAAGAUCUGUCUCGGCAUGAAGAUCGGACAAAGAAUUAACUUCAUACUCGUCAACAAGCAGGCUAGUUCCCUCUAUUCAUUAAUCGCCGAUGGAAAUGGUCGUACGACCUCAUUGGGUCGUGACACGUGGAAGAAGCUGAUCGGCUCGAGGGCAUCAUUACAGUCUUAUUGCGACCAAGAGGGGUUUAAUGUGAAAUGUGAUGGACCAGGAAGACCGAAAGCUCGCAUUGGAAUCCUUGGAAAUAACGAGAACGACUGUAGUACUUGUGACUCCAGAAUUGGGUUUGGUACAGGAGGAAAACACGAUGAUUCCAACACUUGCGGAAACGAAGCGAAAUAUGGUAAUACACAUAUUAAAGCGAUGGGAUACAUCUUGGUACAAUGAGAGAAGACGAAACGAUGGAGAUGUGAUUCAAAGGUGUAUUGCAUCCUUCCUUCGUUCAAUUUGACAUAUGUCACAAUCACAAUGCUGUUCCUAAAGGUCUUCGUUCCCUCAGCAAAUGCCUGGAGGACAGGACCCUCCGCUCCGCAUCCAUUCCACUGAACAGGGGUAAAAGAUAGGCCUGAGAAUUAGAUUAUUGUGACAGAACUGUGCUCAUUCAGUAAAUGGUGCCUAUUUCUUUAUUGCUUAAGCUCGCCACUGAACGAGACAAAUUGUCGUUUUUUCUGAAAAAAGUAUGCGGCAACUGACAGUUUUUUGUCGUUCUCUAAAUUCAUUAGUAUCUGUUUUUCUACGAAAUAAGGAUAGCGAAAGGUACAGCAACUUUUAGGUGGUCAAAAACGCGAUUUAUAGAGUACGAUAUUUACCUAAUUGCAGGAAAUUAACGCUUCAUAAAUUCACGUGAACUUGGAAAUUUUUCGUCGGUAUAAAUUUUGCUUUUUCGCCUCAAGCUCCCGAUUGAAUCGAGUUUUAUUUGUUUCUUGUAAAAUUCAUAACAAAAGCUAAAUUUUAACUUCUUAACACGGUAUAGAUACGCUGAUAUCAUAGAUUGUAAAUAGCACUCGAGUUUUUUGCCCUUGAACUAAUAGAGGAUAGUUUAAGCUCUCUUGCCUUGAAGCUAAACCACGUAAUAAAUUCCCUAAGCUCUCAAUUAAAUCGAAAUUUUUUUGUUUUUUUGUAAAAUACGCAACAAAAGCUAAAGUUCAACUUUCUGACACAUCUUAGAUACGCUGGUAUCAUAGACUGUAAAUAGCACUCGAGAUUAUUGCCCUUCAACUAAGAGAGGAUUUGCUCCCAUGCCUUGAACCUCGACCAUGCGAUAAAUUUCCCAACUCUCGAUUAACUCGAGAUUUUUUUUUGUUUUUUUUAAAAUUCGUGACAAGAGCUAAAAUGCAACAUUCUCAGUAACACAGUGUAUAUAUGCUCGUAUCAUAAACUGCUGGUAGCACUCGAGAUUUUUACCCUUGAACUAAGAGAAGAUAUCGUCUCUUGUC
Messenger RNA from Pocillopora verrucosa, 2069 nucleotides. RefSeq lists its product as uncharacterized. NCBI's taxonomy places the organism in Eukaryota, Metazoa, Cnidaria, Anthozoa, Scleractinia, Pocilloporidae. The record is from RefSeq and is a predicted model, not a curated record.